Messenger RNA from Dermatophagoides farinae (American house dust mite), 628 nucleotides. Its product is annotated as mitochondrial ribosomal protein S18C. NCBI's taxonomy places the organism in Eukaryota, Metazoa, Arthropoda, Arachnida, Sarcoptiformes, Pyroglyphidae. The record is from RefSeq and is a predicted model, not a curated record. Gene Ontology annotation, cellular component: mitochondrial small ribosomal subunit; ribosome. Gene Ontology annotation, biological process: mitochondrial translation. Gene Ontology annotation, molecular function: small ribosomal subunit rRNA binding; structural constituent of ribosome.
AUUGCAUCUCGAAAUUUCAACCACUACACGAUCUGUACAUAGAUAACGUGAUCGAAUAAAUUACACAUGUGUUUGUCCAUCAAGUUUUUCGUGGAAAAAUCUAAAAUGAAAAUCUUAACCAAUCUAGCCUUUUCCGUGUUACGACAAAAAUGUUGGACAUCAAGAAUAAUCAAUACGAGUCGUAUGAUGUGUUCAAACUCAUCCGAACCGAAAUCUUGUCUCGAUGAAGAUCUACCGGAUCCAAAUAUGAUCAAUCCAUAUCUAAAAGAAAAACCACAAUGCAUUUUAUGUCGUUAUGGAAUUGAAAUUGAUUACAAGAACGUUCGUUUGUUGAGUCAAUUUGUGUCACCAUAUACAGGACGUUUAUAUGACAAACAUAUUACCGGUCUUUGUGAACAUCAACAUCGAGCUGUACGAAAAGAGCUUUCCCGUGCUGUUCGAUUUGGUUUUAUGUCGAUGUUCUAUCGUGAUCCAAAAUUUAACAGUGACCCGAAAUUGUUUGAUCCAACUAGACCUCAACGUGCUAAUCCAUAUUAAACUCAAAAAUCAUCAUUGUAGAUUCAUUUUUUGCAUCGUUUAAAGUUUUAUUAUCCCAAACAAAAAAAAAACUAGAAAAUUAAUUGCUUUC